AUACAUACAUGCAUACAUAUGUACAUAUAUGAAAUAUUUAGUCACUGCUCACUGAGAGUUCACAAAGAGUUCAAUUCGCAAAACAAAAGAAGAAGAAAUGGAGCCAGUAAGAUUCGCAAUCACUAAUACACACACACACACACGCACACGCACACGCACACGCAUGCACGGUUGCGCGACUCAGCGCCGGUGGAUCGGUUUUGGUGCUUCUUUUCCAUUCUGCUCUUCAUUUGUUUUUUGUUUCUGCUGAUUGUUCUGCGGCUGAUUUUGAUUGCGUAUGACUCUUCUGCACUGUUACGCGCGGAGAUGCGUCAAUUACGCCACACUGAAAAGUAAUUUUCCAAAUUAUUUUCGAUUUGUUUGAAAGUUUGUCAGUUUGGUACGAUUGGAAACACAUGUAACGGUAUCUGUUGAAACUUUGGCAGAUACCACAUACGAGUAUAGACAUAUUUAUAUGCUCAUACAUACAAACAUACAUAAAAACAUAUGUAAGCAUGAUACUGCACACACUGAUUUCUAUUCAUCAUGGCGUAAUGUAUCAAUUAAAUUUUAAAGAAGAAGACGUUGGAUUUCUCUUUCUCUCAUUUUCGCUAAAAAGGAGUAAGAAGACUCAGGCAAUAGGAGCGGAAUGUAGUUGUCUGAUUUUUGAGUGAGAUCAGACAGAAAGAAGCCAUUUCUGGUCCACUAGUUAUUGAACUCUGUUUAUAUUCCCAUUUCCAGAGGCGCCUCCAUUCUCAAAGAUAGACAGCUGUUUGUUGAAUGCUGGUGCUCUGGGGUAAUUCAUUGGCAGUGACACAUCAAACAAAUCAUUUGAAACUUUCUCUCAGUGCAUAAUUUGGCCAAAUUACACAAAGCAGUCUAAAGACUUGGGCAAGAAAUGCAUUUAAGUACAAUCAAAAGGUUUUCAAGUGUCACUGUGAGGGCUAAAAAUAAAACCGAUUGUUUUUUGUGAAGAUGAAGAAGAAGACUUUUGCAUUUCAUUUCCAAAAUUUUGUGAGUAUAAAAAUUGCGUAAGACCCAAGCAGGAGCAUAUUCGCCAAGUUCAAGUCAAGCGCGCUACAACGACGACGGGAAGUAUAACCGAUGAUGUAUCGCUAUAUCUGCUUUGCUGCUAUUCUCAUUUGCGUCUGGGCCGCGCCCGUAGAUGAACAAGUAAUGGUCGUGACCGAGGAACCCGUUAUGGAGUUGCGUGCGCCACCGAUCGAACAUGUACUGCCGCCAAUGAUCGUGCCUGAGAUGCAAACCCGUGCGCCGGUUGUUGGCAUUAUGGACGCCGGCCUGCAACAGUCUACCGAUGGCGCUUAUAACUUCCACUAUCGUGGUGAAGACGGCUCCUACCGUCAGGAGAGUGCGGUGGUCGUCAAUCCAGGCACUGAAUAUCAGUAUUUGAAAAUAACUGGCUCUUACUCGUACUUCGAUGCCAAUGGCAAGGAAGUGGUGGUGCACUACAAUGCCGACGAUCGUGGCUUUGUGCCGGAGGGCAAUAAUAUUAUGCAACAGAUUUCCACCGCGGCGAAGAUGAACAGCCAGCUGCCACGAGUGGAGGAGAAGCCGAGGCCACCACCAUCGCACGUGCCGGUUGUCGGUGGCGGUGUGUGGGCUAGUCAAAUGGUGCAGGUGUAGACGUUGAGGAGAUCGGCAAAUGUAUAGAAACUUAUUGGCGUCACUUGAGCGUUUAAAUCGUUUGCAGAAUAGCGAUUUUUUAUUUUUUUACUACAUUUUUAUUUCAAUUAAAUUUUUUUAUUUAAUUCUUUUAAUUUUUUUUUAAAUUAUUAGCUUUUUCUAAUAUUUCCAGUACUUUUAAUUUAAUAGUUUUUGUAAUUAUGCAUCUUUAUU
Messenger RNA from Ceratitis capitata (Mediterranean fruit fly), 1836 nucleotides. It is a transcript of the gene Cpr78E, whose product is annotated as endocuticle structural glycoprotein SgAbd-9. Bases 1084 to 1623 code for a protein of 179 amino acids. Gene Ontology annotation, cellular component: chitin-based extracellular matrix. NCBI's taxonomy places the organism in Eukaryota, Metazoa, Arthropoda, Insecta, Diptera, Tephritidae. Gene Ontology annotation, molecular function: structural constituent of chitin-based larval cuticle. The record is from RefSeq and is a predicted model, not a curated record. The transcript is spliced from 2 exons.